Molecule: messenger RNA, 736 nt
Organism: Piliocolobus tephrosceles (Ugandan red Colobus)
Lineage: Eukaryota; Metazoa; Chordata; Mammalia; Primates; Cercopithecidae
Product: trafficking protein particle complex subunit 2
Exons: 4
Coding region: 181-588 (135 amino acids)
Biological process (GO): endoplasmic reticulum to Golgi vesicle-mediated transport
Source: RefSeq, a predicted model, not a curated record
ACAUAUCGCGAGAGCACAUCCCAGGGUAUCGCGAGAACUGUUUAGGCGUUCUGGCUGCGGUUGCCGCGCCGGGGUGUCUUCCGCGGAAACUGACAUUGCGUUUCCGUUCUCGGCCUCCGGCUACAGUAUCACCUUCUUCCCCCAAGUGUGACAACCAAAGAUGUCUCCAGAUAUUGCCAGAUGUCCUCUUGGAAGCAAGAUCGCUCCGGGUUGAGAUCCACAGAGCUAAACGUUUUAGAGUACCAACCAUUGUGUGCUGUGAGGAGCCAUAUAUUGAAGACCAUGUCUGGGAGCUUCUACUUUGUAAUUGUUGGCCACCAUGAUAAUCCAGUUUUUGAAAUGGAGUUUUUGCCAGCUGGGAAGGCAGAAUCCAAAGACGACCAUCGUCAUCUGAACCAGUUCAUAGCGCAUGCUGCUCUCGACCUCGUAGAUGAGAACAUGUGGCUGUCGAACAACAUGUACUUGAAAACUGUGGACAAGUUCAAUGAGUGGUUUGUGUCAGCAUUUGUCACUGCGGGGCAUAUCCUUACCUUCUUAGUAAAGAUAACUAAACUUUGGGUUCACAAACCAGAAGAACAUGGAACAUAGAUGCCAGGCUCUGAGUCUGUAGACAUCACGGUCAGGUGAAAAUGUAACUUUCCAUUUAUGGGGCUACUUUUCUUUUUUUAGGGGGGAAAAUCAUUUUAAUAGCUAAUUUUAAAACUAAGUCUCAUACACAAAGUUUAUCUGGACCCUA